Messenger RNA from Drosophila obscura, 1779 nucleotides. It is a transcript of the gene SCCRO3, whose product is annotated as DCN1-like protein 3. Gene Ontology annotation, molecular function: cullin family protein binding; ubiquitin conjugating enzyme binding; ubiquitin-like protein binding. The coding region runs from base 490 to 1491 and encodes 333 amino acids. Gene Ontology annotation, biological process: positive regulation of ubiquitin-protein transferase activity; protein neddylation. Gene Ontology annotation, cellular component: ubiquitin ligase complex. The record is from RefSeq and is a predicted model, not a curated record. The transcript is spliced from 4 exons. NCBI's taxonomy places the organism in Eukaryota, Metazoa, Arthropoda, Insecta, Diptera, Drosophilidae.
UCACACUGCAAGGAAGAGAAAAAACCUUUAAAAAUUAUUAAAAAAAACAAAUUUAAUCUCUGGGAAAUGUGCCACACCACACUAACGUUUGCGUGCGGCAAAAAAUGAAAUAAAAUAAAAUGUGAAAACUACUCGAAACGAGGAUUUUUGUGGCAGUUAUUACUGCAGCUCGAUGUAUAUGCACGACGUGUGUCAAUAUAUGUAUGUAUACACAGACACACGCAGCAGUGCGUUUGCGUAGGAGGCACCAAAAUAAUAACAGCACAGCAAAGCACCCAUAGCCACAGCAACAAAGAAGUCUCACCAUAUGUUCGAUGCGUCAGAGCGUCAUUGGGCGAACUUGCAGUGCCAAUGUCAAGCCGAUAGCCAGUAGCCAUAGGAUCCGCAACUCCAAACAAGUGUCAGCCAUUUGGGCAGAGCUAGGGAAGCAUAUGCAAAGUGCAAGGCCAGCGUCGGACCAGUCGCGGAGGACACCAAACCGCCCGCACUAUGGGCAAUUGCUUGAAAUGCUUUCAGUCUUCUGCCGAACAAUCGUUGCCAACGUCCUCAUCUCCUAACGCCUCGCACUCGAACGCCUGCCAAACCACCAGCCUCGCCAACUGCUACGAAUCGGUCGGCCCCAAUCCCAAUGCGAAUGACCGUUGCGCCAUAUACAACGAUCGGCCACGCGAAACUGACGAAUUGCUCUCCAGCCGAACUCCACUCAAGCCAGUAAAAGCAAACAAUUGUGAUACUAAGCGUAAUAGUUUUAAGUCUUUAGGUUUGCUUAAUGGAAGUGCACCCACGAUGAGCGAUAUCAUAACAACUGCGGUCAAAGAAUCGAUGGAUGAAACUCUAAUCAAACUGUUCGAUGUGUACAAGGACCCUGACGAUGAAGACAUGAUACUCACUGAUGGCAUCGAACGUUUGUGCAAUGAUCUGAACUAUCAGCCCGACGAGUUCGCAAUACUGGUGUUGGCCUGGUGCCUGGACGCCUCUCAGAUGUGCCGUUUCACCAAGACGGAAUUUAUUGAUGGCCUGCACAAGAUGCGUGCGGACACAAUAGCUAACAUUCGCCUGCGGCUGGAGCAGACAAUUGAGAUGCUUCGGGCGGAUUCUGAGAUGUUCAAGCAGCUAUACCGUUUCACCUUUCGCUUUGGCCUUGAACCCGAUCAGCGCGUGCUCUCUCUGGAGAUGGCAAUCGAUUUGUGGAAACUAGUGUUCACUGUACAAUCACCUGAUCUCUUUUCAAACUGGAUAAACUUCUUAGAAAAGCACCCGAAUAUACGCCGCAUACCGAAGGAUACAUGGAACAUGUACCUCAACUUUACGGAACAAUGUGAUAUAAACAAUUACGAUGACACCGAAGCGUGGCCCAGUCUCUUCGACGACUUUGUGGAAUAUGAAAAGAAUCGUGCGCUGGAAUUGUCAGGUAUUCACGACGAUGAUAACAACAAUGAUGAUCUCCUUCAGAGCCACGUCAAGGCUGGGGAUCUGCAUCACGUUUCGUAGUAUCUGUCUUUAGAGCCAGCAGCUUAAGGCAGCGUUUCACUCGCCAAUUUAACAAUAUAACAAGAACUGUACAUUUUUAAAUUUACUAUUCAUUUGCUCUCUUGCUGUUGCCUAUGUUACCCCUUACAACACGCAAAACAACACAACCCACACCUGUGUGGCCACUUUAGACAAACGUUGCGGUGCUGGCGCUGCUUAAGGAUUCCAACACUCAUCACUCGGCAGUUUGAAUAGCUUGCACACACUUUAGCAAGGGCAACGGACGCAUUUGUUUAUAUAAUUAAAGAC